AUGAGCACCUCUUCACACGCUAAUAACGCCGCAAAUGCCAAACAGGGUGCUUAUCAUCCCUCAGACCCUAGCAGAGGCGCCCCAACCAACACGGACUAUCAACUCGGUCGCAAAGUCGAAGGGACUGACCCGCACCCUGAAUACCACGCAAAGGCAUUCCCUCCCGGUACAGCCCCAGCAAGCAACUCCUAUGCCUCAAACCCUGUCUCCGCAGUCCCCGGUCAAGCCAACGAGCUCAAUAUGGCCGCGGUAGAAGAAAAUGAUGGCACCUACACAUCAGCUGCGGAUACAUUAGCAGCAGCCACCUCGGAGAGUGUGAAUCGCGGCAUGGGCAGACCGAUGCAGGGCGAGACCAGCAACGAGCUCAGAAAUAAUGGGCAGCACCACCGCAAAAGGGAUACGCCCGGCCUAGAAGGUGUUGGUACCUAUAGGCAAAAUCGUGGUGUUGAACGUCGGUUCGCGGAGCAGCGUGGUCUCGAGAAAGAAGAGGCUGUCGUGAGUGGCACACAUGGCGACAAGCUUGACCGUCCCGCUGAACAGCGACAUCCUGAUGAAGCCUGA
This is a messenger RNA of Penicillium griseofulvum, 561 nucleotides long. RefSeq lists its product as uncharacterized. The record is from RefSeq and is a predicted model, not a curated record. Lineage: Eukaryota; Fungi; Ascomycota; Eurotiomycetes; Eurotiales; Aspergillaceae. The transcript has 2 exons. Bases 1 to 561 code for a protein of 186 amino acids.